AAAACGAAGGGAAAAUAAAAGACUCUCGUCAUAAAAUGUCAAAAACCCUAGACCCUUUCUAUCAGAGAGAAGCAGAGCAGUAGGUGAUGGGACUCUCUAAUACCCUCGAUUGGUUGUUGGCAAUUGGCGUUUGGUGCAGUGCAUAUCUCGCAGUUGCAAUCUUCUCGUCUUCCCCAAUCUUCAACUUUAUCCGUCUUAUUCUCUGAAUUAGCAGCUUUGGAAGAAAACCCAGAUAUCUAAAAUGGGUUAUGCACAACUGGUUAUUGGCCCUGCUGGCAGCGGCAAGUCGACUUAUUGCUCUAAAUUGCACGAACACUGUACAACUGUUGGGAGGAAUAUUCAUAUUAUUAACUUGGAUCCCGCUGCAGAAAAUUUUGACUACCCUGUGGCCAUGGAUAUUAGGGAGCUUGUUUCCUUGGAUGAUGUUAUGGAGGAACUUGGAUUGGGUCCCAAUGGUGGACUUUUGUACUGCAUGGAACACCUUGAAGACAAUCUGGAUGAUUGGCUCACAGAGGAAUUGGACAAUUACUUGGAUGAUGACUACUUAGUUUUUGACUGCCCAGGCCAGAUAGAACUUUUUUCGCAUGUUCCUGUGCUAAAGAACUUUGUGGACCAUUUGAAGCGUAAAAAUUUCAGCGUCUGCGCCGUAUACUUGCUUGAUUCACAGUUCAUGACGGAUGUGACAAAGUUUAUUAGUGGGUGCAUGUCAUCCCUUUCUGCAAUGGUUCAACUUGAAGUACCACAUGUCAAUAUCCUCUCCAAAAUGGACCUUGUGGCCAAAAAAAAGGAUGUUGAAGAUUUCUUGAAUCCGGAGCCUCAAGUUUUGUUAUCAGAGUUGAAUCAACGCAUGGCUCCUCAGUUUGCAAAGCUAAACAAAUCUUUGGUUGAACUGGUUGAUAAUUAUGGCAUGGUGAGUUUUGUGCCUCUAAACUUGAGAAAAGCGACAAGCAUAAGCUAUGUCCUGGCGCAGAUCGAUACCUGCAUUCAGUAUGGAGAAGAUGCUGACGUGAAGAUUAAGGAUUUUGAUCCAGAAGAUGAAGAUUAAGGAACUUGAUGAUCUAGAAGAUGGCUGAGCUACCUUGUUAAACUUUUAACUCUUGAUCUUUAAAUGAUCUAAAAGAUGUGGGUAGCAUUGUGAAUAUGCAAGACCAAAUUAUUAACUCUUGUUUGAAAUAUGAGAAUUAUAUGUGAGAGUAGAACCAUAUGAAGUACAUUUCUGAUUUAUAUAACUUCUAUUACAGUAUCAA
This is a messenger RNA of Prunus dulcis (almond), 1247 nucleotides long. RefSeq names its product GPN-loop GTPase 3. Gene Ontology annotation, molecular function: GTPase activity. The transcript is spliced from 10 exons. Lineage: Eukaryota; Viridiplantae; Streptophyta; Magnoliopsida; Rosales; Rosaceae. The record is from RefSeq and is a predicted model, not a curated record. Bases 242 to 1045 code for a protein of 267 amino acids.